GUCUUGUAAGAAGAUUUAUUUGUGCUUUCUAUUUUAUUGCCGCUGCUGAGGUACACCUCGCAGUGUUGUAAGUAUCGAAUUCCGAUAGAAAACACAGACGGAUAAUUACCUUGUCCUCUGACUCUGUACUUGUCUUGCAUAAAGACGAGGCAGUUUUAAAGUUUUGGAUACAACGAUCAAGCGACAUUUUUUCUACAAAGCUACUAACUUGAACAUUUGAGAACAAGUCUGUAUGAAUGUACAAUGACAUCCAGUUCUUGUCCUGAAGAUAUUUUACCUCAGCAACUACAGGACCACAAACCGGGAAGAUGAUGAGGAGGUGGACACCGACCCGUGCUUUUUUCUUCCAUUCGCUGCUCGUACUUCUCCUGCAAACCGCGGAGGUCGUGGUCGCCGCUAAUGGUCGUCGGAAAAGUGGCACGAAAGGCGGUGCACCGAUCAAAAGCAGCACUUCCGCAUCAAAAGGAGGACGCUCGUCUACUUUGUCGUCUUCGCACCACAAGGGCAAAAAUGAAGCAGAAUCGCGUACCAGCACGGCCGCUCGUCGGGUGCAAGAUGAGCAUCAACAAGAACCACAAGACAAUUUGCAGGUCGUAAGCGAUGAGAAUCAGUCGAUUGAGGUGGAGCAGGGGAUCGACCCUAGCUUCUACAUCCCGCGUCUUGGGUUUUGUGCGAACCUCGAGGACAUUCAGAGCAACGUGUCCCAGUACAACAGUACUGCAGCUGGCAGUGGAACCACGUCCUCCACUGCCAGCCAAACGAAGACGAUUUUCCUGCAGCCGUUCUUCAGUGCGGACUACGUGAACCGGCAUGUGAAGCACAACGUCGUUGACACGGCGACCAACAACGCCGCGGACUUUGACUACAAGCAGGUGUUCGACACCGCUAGUGCCGUGACCGCCCUCGGAGGCAGUCUCAGUAUGGGCAGCAUGGCGAGCCCGGCGCUGCAGUUCUCCGGGACCUUCAAUUUUUCCGAGUCGAAGUCCAAAGCCGUGCAGACGACCACGCACUUCCUCAAGUGGAAGCACGUCAAGGGCCAAAAGCAAUUCCAGCCCCGGAAAUGGACGCGCGAAGACACCAUCUUCGCGAAUGUUGUUUCUAGUACAAGAACUUCUAGACCUGUUCAAGCUGCUGAUCAUACAGCUCCACCACUUCAUCACACGACGUGCACGCACUACGUGAGCAGCAUCCAGUACGGAUCCAGCGCCACCGGGAUGGUGCAGGUGAAGGUGGAGAGUGCGAACAGCAGCGGCAGUAUCGGCGGGAAGUUGCAGGUCAACCUGCUCGGCGGCCUGGUGCACGCCGAGGGGAGCCUGAGCGGCAGCCAGGAAAAAAGCGAACUGAAGACCACGUAUCUGGCGAAAUUUUCCACCAAGGGUCCACGCAGCACCCGCGCCGCCGUGUUCCUGGACGCGCAGGAGAAGACCGACGCCUUUCUGCAGGACUUGAAGGACACCGCGGAGGGCGUGAAUUUGCCGGGGAAGCUGGCCAACCGCGCCACCGAGGACGCGCCCGCGCAGCAGACGCCCGGCGUGGUGCUCGGGUACACGCUGUCGCCCCUGCUGGCGGCCUACGACCACGAGGCGGCGCAGCGGGACGCGCGGAACAAGGCUGUGGAGUUUCCGCAGUUCCUGACCGCGACGAAGCAGAACCUGCGGGCGAAGGUCGAGCGGGACCUGCACAACCUGCAGCUGCUGGAGACCUACCUGGACGACGAGAUCGUGCCCAGGAACCGGAAAGCGAGCGGGUUCGCGCUGACCAGCACGAGUUUGAAGGAGCAGAUGCAGGUGAAAUUCGAGGUGCAGAUGCACGUGGAGGACCUGAAGCUCGCGAUCAGCGAGGUGCGGGGACUGCUGCUCGGGAAAAUCGUCCGCAACCUGCGCAGUACGGAGGCGGAGAGCAAGCAGAACCUGCAAGGCCUGGACGUGUUCCAGGCCUACGAGAAGCUGCGGCUGGAAAAGAACCUCAACGCCUUCCAGCCGGGCGUGGAAAACUGGACCCAAAUCAAGUGCGGAGAUAAAGUAGCAGAACCAGCGCAGAAUAAUGCUUCUAAAGGGGAUGAUCAUGGUGCUGCUGCUCAGCUUUCUGGCUACUACGCGCACGAUUCCGCGCAGAAGCUCGGGAAGCUGCUGCAGCGCCAGCAGACCUACUUCGCGUCGCACUCGGAUCUGGCCACCGGGGUGAACACUAAGCUGACCGAGUUGCUGCUCGGAAAGGAAAAGGAGGAAAAUGAUACUUCCAAAUCGCUGCAGCGGACUGGUCUGUACGUGAACUUCACGAAGUCCGCCAUGUAUGCGUCGCAAUGGCAGCAGCAAAGGACGGACAAAGGGGACACGAAGUGCAACCCGCACUGCUGGCUGUUUUGCGACAAAUGCAAGUUCCGCGACUAUCAUGCCGUGCAGGUGCCGAACCCGAACGACGUGAAUGUCCUGCUGUUUUCCGCGCAGCAGCGCAUCUUGAGCAAUCUGGAGGACCUCUACUACAACAAGCUGACCAAGGGCAUCCAGCAGAGCGGCCUCGCGAAAGUCAACGUGGACAAGGUACUAGGCAAUAAAGAUGGUAAAGAUACAGCAAAAGAUGGUCGUGAUGAUGAUGAUGAAAAUAAAGACUCCUCUUCUGACAAGGCAGAACCUUUGAAGAUGACGGAGUUCACAUCGUUGGUGAAGAAUCUCGUCGACCUAUCGCGCGCCGACUACCAGAACCAGGGGUACGCGAGUCCGGACCCGUCCCACCCUACAAAUGCGCUCCCGGAUCCGCUGACCAGUCCACCAGGGACAAAAUACGUGAACGGGAUUCUGGAUCCCCGGAAUUUCGCGUUGCGGAUCAAUGCGGUAGCGCGGGAGAUCUGGCAAACGUUGAUGGUCAGCGGAUACAGAGCGAAAAUAUACUCCGCCUCGUCUUCUACGGCAGUCGGAUGAAGAUGAAACUUUUGGUGCCACGAUAGUACAACUAGUACUGAUAUGCCGAUAAAAUUACGAGUUAGUAACAUGUAAGAGUAAAAAAAAGGGGUGUAAUUCGCAAGUGACAUAGAUAGUAUGGUAUCUUCUACUGUACGGUGAAGCUAGAAGUGCGGGGGCACUGACAUUAUGCAGCGGGGAUAGAGGAAGAGGUAUCUCGCCAGGGAUGAAAGAGCGCGCUGCAGUUAGCCUCUAGCAUGUUGAAGGAGCAUGGAUAGUUGUAAUAGUACUGCUCCUUCGGUCUAGGUGCAAAUGCAAUGACAAAAGUUAUGUCGUGGCAAAGAUUCUGGAAGGAGCUAGACCGGUACAAAACGUGUGUAUGAUUCUCUACCCAAGUUGACCACUAUAAUUCACCCAUUCGUUGACAGACAUAUGACGUUAUUUCAUGCGUGUGGCGGUUGCUCUUGCGCUGGGCAUGCAGUUGCACAAAGAAAUAAAGCACGACAGUGGUGAUAGUAUCGUGAUGGACCGAUAUACGCUUGAAAAAUUGGAGCAGCUGCAGUCGAGCACCAGCCGUGUACCAUGGAGUAACUAGUACAGAGAACGAAAAUUGGAGUAUUUCUGCA
Amoebophrya sp. A120 is the source of this 3523-nucleotide messenger RNA. The record is from the annotation of a GenBank genome assembly. NCBI's taxonomy places the organism in Eukaryota, Dinophyceae, Syndiniales, Amoebophryaceae.